Messenger RNA from Helicoverpa zea (corn earworm), 4885 nucleotides. RefSeq lists its product as uncharacterized. Lineage: Eukaryota; Metazoa; Arthropoda; Insecta; Lepidoptera; Noctuidae. Gene Ontology annotation, biological process: imaginal disc-derived wing hair organization. The transcript has 9 exons. Gene Ontology annotation, cellular component: cell cortex. The record is from RefSeq and is a predicted model, not a curated record. The coding region runs from base 73 to 3987 and encodes 1304 amino acids.
GACGAACACGGCUGUUGGAGGAAUGGCAAACAUGUUUGUUGAAUACAACGCCAUCUGGCGGUUGGGAACAAUAUGACAAAUAAAGCUUAUCUCCGUAUUGGUUCGGCGUUGGGGCGCGAGAUGGCGCGAAUACUACUCCUGGUGCUGGCGGCAAGUGCGGCGGGAGCUUCCAGCACUAUUGAAGAGGUGGCACUCAUGAACAUCACCAGAUAUUCCAAUGGAGAUUUUUUCUCUCUUAGGGGGACGGAUUGCGGCCCCACGCGUUGUAUGGAGGUGUCCCACGGGACCGCUCUAUCAGCCAUGGCCGAUGAGAACAUGGGUUGCCGAUGUCAAUGUCGUAGUGAGACGCCCGCCUUCCGUGAGGAUCAGCACUCGUGUGUCAAUCAUAUUGAUGAAUGUCUGAUGGCAAGCUUCGGUCGUGGUGCAACAAAACCACAAAUUCCGUUCGUUUAUUUACCUCUCAAAGGACAAAUAAUUUAUCCCUCCAAAGAAAUCAUUUUUACUGACGUUGAAGAUGCUAUAUGCGCCGUAACGAGCGCUCAAUACUUGUCGGCAUCUGGCUGGGUCACCCUCCGUGACUUGAUCGACAAUGACGUGCCGUUCGGACUGUACCGGGACGAGGGGAGCACUUUCUUACAGUGGCGAGGGUCGGCGACACUACACUCUCGGCUGGAAGGUCGGCUGGUGGCUGCUCACGUUCUAUGUUCCUCCUCCACUCCAUCACGUCUUGCUGCCAGUUGCGCAGCGUUCCGUAUCGCAGGCGCAUCCGAUAACGCUUUACUUGAUGUACGUUCAAUACCCUUCCACGCUGGAGAGCUAAUUACGACGGAUUCUUCAACGCAAAGUCAGGGGCUCAGUGUUCUGGAACUACUAGCUAUUGGCGUAUGCGUGCUUCUCUUGAUAUUCGUGUACGCUGCUGGGAUUAUGUUUUAUGUCCACUACAAGCAAAAGCACAAACGGAAAGACAAGGAUCCGGAACAGAAUCAUUCAAAUACGUUGUCUACUGACAAUGAGUCCAUGGAGUCACGAAUCGAUAUGAGUAAUGUGAUGAUGAAAACUAAUCCGUUGCUAAAACUUAACGGUAUGGGCGGAGACUAUCUAAGUGACGCAGGUUUUUCUGACACCAGUGAACAUACCGAAGACACUCUUGAUUCGUCAUCAAAUAACACUCUGUCACAUAGUUCUAUACACAAGUUUCAGAAAAUGAAUGCGAAUUCGGUGAUUUCGGCAAUGGUACACUCUCGAAGGAAGAAGAACCUCAGACCAUCCUCACGAAAUGGGAACACUUCAGAACGAAACCAUGAACGGUUCCAAAGACGAUCUGCAUCUCCCGAUACUUUAGAACGAGCGCCACAUUCAGAACUGUCUAUUGUAGACUGUACUGUGGAGAAUAAUUAUAAUGCAAGCCGACAACUACCAUCUUCAAAUGGAGACUCUUCGUACAGAAAGAAAUUAUAUUUCAAUCCAGUAUUUUUUGAAACUGAUCUUCUCAAAAAUCCACCACCUGCAGCUAUAGAGUUUUUGAUUAAAAUUCGAGAAGUAAUGUCUGUUGCCAAAGAAAAGAUGACAUCAAAGCGAUUCAUUCCAAUUCUGACAGAUAUACCAGAAGAAGAUUCAUAUCACGCUAUAGACCUGGGAUGGGAUUUCCCAUGCGCACGCCGGGGUCGCAGAUUUAGUGCAAUAACUCUAAAACAAGAAAACAGUCGAAAGACUGCCGUUUGUGGAGGCUGUCCAGGUUGUGAUAGUAGCGCGAGACCACACCAAAUAGAUUUAAAUAGAUCAAACUCUUGUAAGACAUGUGUUAGUGAAGAUUAUAAACAAAAAAUUGUAAGAAAAUGGUUAGAUGAAGUACCACUUCCAAGAAAUAAUACUAGACCAGUAAGAUCUGUAGCCAAAGUAAAUGGAACUCCAAGAGUUGUAGAACCUGUUAGGAAUGACGAAGUCUCUUCGAAAUCAACAGAAUUUAUUACUAGUGACUUAUCGAAACCUAAGGUCCCUGAAACCAAAUCUAAGAUAAUAGAAAAGAAAUCAAAAGCACCAGAAAUAAAGAAAAUUUCAGACCAUAAAUCUAAAAUUGCAGAAACAACUAUUAAAGAUAUCAAUCGCGACUUAGAUUCUAAGGAAAACUUCACGAAAGAACUGAAUUUAACAGAAAUGAAAAUCAUUAGCAAACCGAUUAAUCCAAAAGAAAUCGAAAUCAUAAAAGUAACAACUGUUCCUGAUCUCAAUGGGUUAAAUAAUGUUAUGAAUAUCAAUCAGAAAUCGAAUGUCUCAACCUUAGCUCCGGAUAAGAAGCACCCAUCAGGCCACACAACAAGGCGUGUAAGAAAGAAACUUCCCCCUCCUCCUCCUCCACCAGCUGAACCAUCAAAACCAGAAGAUGAAGAAGUGGAAGAGGUCCCAAUACCACCCGAGAUUAAAGUGAAGAUGGAAGCCGUCAUACGUGAACUAACCACUUGCAGACGUGUAGAGCCUGAAGAGUUAGAAGAAGUGAAAAUGGAAAGUAUUGAUCCAAUCCCACCCAAAAUAGUCAUUCCCGUACUAGCAGCUGACAGCCACUACAGUAGUGAUGAUAAUACGCUCUCAAGUAAAAAGAAAAAGUACAUGUAUAAUAGUCAGGAAAGUUUCAUGGAGUUGGAUAGUUUGGAACGCAACAUGAUGAAGAAGCGUAGAUUUUCGGUGGCUUGUGGCCCAGAAGUACUCCAUAAUAAUAGAUUUGAAAACAGACAAAAUUUAUCGGAUGCUAAUGUUAAACGGUUAACUUGUAGUUGGCUCGACGUGAAAAAGGCUGUAGAAGCUUCUCAUGUGGUAAAUCAAAUCACACCAGCUUCAAGUGAAGUUUUUGUUCACAGUAUGGAAUACAGUACGUGCAAUAACGUUGACAAUGUUUUUACGGCUGGACCUCUAACCAUAGAAGUCCGAGGCUCACCUAUUGAAAGUAGGCGUAAUACUAACAAAGAAGAUUUCGAUCCAGAUACUCUUGAUAGACGUGAAACAAAGAAGCGCGUUGAGAAGAUAUUACUGAAAUCGGCCGGUAGCUUUAAACAACAAAAGUCAACACCCUCAGAAACUGAAUCCAGCAAAAAAUCGCCAGUCUCUAUUACAACUCGAAAGAUUGGUAAUCUGCGACAAAUAUACGAAGCCAAAGCUAAAGCACAAGAAGAGGAAGUUAAAUUCAUUAACUACAAUAGACGUGGAAGCAUUACAUUUGGUCAGGAUAUGUCAGCAUACAUGAGGUCGGGUAAAGCGCCAGAUUUGAUCAGACAUAUCGAAGGCCAAAACGAUAAACCACCCAUACCAUCAAAACAGCGUCGGGGAUCUGAUGCGUCUCUAAAAUUUUACAGUUCAAUGCGCGAAAGUCCACCCGGUGAUCGGCGACGAAUGUCAGAAGAUAGGGAUAAAUUCCCACAAUAUACAAGGCUAGAUAACAUGAACGCCCGGCGCUCCGGACGUCGAUCUGCCCGAACCAGAUCUCGAAGAACUGAUCUCAGAAAGUUAUACAAAACAGAAGAUUCUGGAUAUAUGAGCACUGAUUCCAAUGAAUCCAAAUGCAGGGCAAGAUAUUUAAUGCAAUUAAGGCCAUUAAAAGCGGUUAUACCUGAACCAGUACCAGUAUUAGCAGUCAAGCCGCCAGUUUUACAAAUAGAAUCCGAUACAGAUGAUUUAGAAUCACUGUGCGACGGGAGAAGUGAAUCUGGUGGAGAGAGUGUCGAGACCGAUUCAGUGUUUUUUGGAAACUUUGAUGAUUCUAAGGAGAUGUUAGCAGAAUUGGGGCUGAAUUCUUUUGAACCUCAAACUAAGGUAAUGCAGGUUCAUGAGCAAAUUGAUUCAGGGUUUAUGGGAGAGACGAAUAUUAUUUUAAGUGGUGACAGUGACUCGGAACAUAGAAGUGUCAUAUCAAUAAUGGCUGGGCACGAUGGAAGAGCAUCAGCUGCAUCUAUCAAUAAGUUAGACGAUGCAACUUAUUUACAUUCAAUAGAGUGCUGAGUGCAAUGUGUAAAUUUAGUAGAUCAAAAAAUAGAAUAGAAGUAUAUUUAAUGUAAUGGACUUUGUACAUAAUUAUUGUUAAUAAUAUGAUAGUGUCGAAAUUGAAUGAGUAUUAUGUUAUUAGAUUGUACAUACAUUAUUUUGAAUAUUAUAGUUUAUGAUAAAAAAUUGGCAAUAAAAUAGUUAGAAAUUGUGUUAUUUUAAUAUGAAAUUAUAUGGAGGUAAUCGAAAGAGUAAAUUAUAAGAAAUGUGUAUUGUAUGUAAAUUGAUAGUCGCCGAAUUUUACCUCAAAUUUAUUGCGGUGUUACCAUCGGAUUUUCGACUGUUUUAAUUUCUUUACUUUUAAUUUCUUUUCAUUAUAUAAAAUGUAAAUACAUAUUUAGAUGUUCUUUAGAUGAACUACCCACCAUUAUUGUUUGUAUAAUAAUUAUUAUUCAAUGUUUAAUUUAGCUUUAUUAAAAAAAUUUUUUUUUUUUCGAUGUAAUUAUUAUUCUUAUGCCAUUUUAUGCUCAAAGUAUGCGUAAUAGUUAGAUUUUAGUUAUAAUGUGUAUAAAUAAAUAUAUGAAGGCUUACGAGUUUGUAAAUUUUAUAGCCGGCCGGUUGUGCAAUUAAAUUUUUAUUAGUUUUUCGAGAAAUAAAUGGAUUGGAGUUAUUAUAAUGGUUUAUGGUAUACGUAAGAGGCUCAAUUAUUUAUUGAAAAUUUAUUUUUAAGUGUGAUAAUGUAAUGUUUUAACAAAAUAAUUUGCAAUAUAAAUGUAAUCAUUAAGUAAGUCUGUACUUAGUAGUUAGAUAUGUUUGGGAACUGUGUUGUGUAAAGAUAAUAUUUUCAUACUUUGUAAACAAAGUAGUUAAAGAAAAUAUUUUUGUAUGAAUAAAAUAAACUACGUUGUGUUAUAAA